Acomys russatus (golden spiny mouse) is the source of this 1065-nucleotide messenger RNA. RefSeq names its product basic leucine zipper ATF-like transcription factor 2 (gene Batf2). Gene Ontology annotation, cellular component: nucleus. The coding region runs from base 237 to 1064 and encodes 275 amino acids. Lineage: Eukaryota; Metazoa; Chordata; Mammalia; Rodentia; Muridae. Gene Ontology annotation, molecular function: RNA polymerase II cis-regulatory region sequence-specific DNA binding; DNA-binding transcription factor activity, RNA polymerase II-specific. The transcript is spliced from 4 exons. Gene Ontology annotation, biological process: regulation of transcription by RNA polymerase II. The record is from RefSeq and is a predicted model, not a curated record.
GGAAGGCAGCUCAUGUUAGGAAGUUCCAGCCACGUGAGCAAGCAAGAGCCAGGGAUUCUGGGCAGCCCAAGGCUUUAGGAGAAACCGAAACUGGGUGUUCCGGGGGCGGAGUGGUCACUGGGGAUUUAAAGAGCCACCACUUCCUUGGGCCUCCAGAGGUCACUGGGAGGGGACAGCUGCUGAGGGGACAGACACCCAGGACUGGAUUGAACCUCUCUGUUCUUCCUGCCUAAACCAUGCAACUCUGUGGGAGUGGUGCGCUGCUGACUGGGACAGACCCUGAAGAGUCUCAGAAGCAGCUGAAGAAGCAGCAGAAGAACCGGCUGGCUGCCCAGCGCAGCCGCCAGAAGCACACCGACAAGGCAGAUGCUCUGCACCAGCACGAGUCCCUGGAGAAACACAACCAUGCCCUGCGGAAGGAGAUCCAGGCUUUGAAGGCCGAGCUGGCACAGUGGGGUCAGACACUGCAUAUGCAUGAACGCCUGUGUGGAGUGGACUGUGCUUCCUGUCCUGCUCUGCUGCCCUCUGGAUGCCCAGGCCAGGUCAAGCAACUCUCAGGACAGCCUGCCCCCCAUGGAUGCCAUGGCUGCCAGCAACAGCUGGGCCUGUUCCAGACUCCUGGCUCCUCUCCCCGAGCCCAGCAACUCUCUCCAGGGCCACACUAUCAUGAGUCUCCUGGCCUCCUCCCUUCCCCCGUGCCCUCACUGUCCCUUGACCCUCUCAUGGUGAGGACAUCUAUAGCCCAGCUGUCACCCAGCCCCGUCCUGUCUGCAUCGACCUCUGGCUCCAGCGUGUUAGAGUCUUUCUCUAGGCUCGAUUCCCUACCGCCCAGCCCCGCAGACCAGCUGGUCCCUCCGCAGCCCCUUAGGCUGGAGCAGCCCACCAGCACAAGGCUCGAACCCUCCAACUCUCCAGUUGCUCUGGGAUCAGAGUGUCAACAGAACAGUGAGCGCUUGCCUGCGCUGUCUGACUCCUCAGCACACUGGCAGAAGCUGCCUGCGGCCUCUAGCCCGCAUGUUCUCACGGCCUUUCCACUGCUGUCUUCUGCAAAGGUCCGCUUCUAGA